Agrilus planipennis (emerald ash borer) is the source of this 3993-nucleotide messenger RNA. RefSeq names its product tudor domain-containing protein 7 (gene tapas). Gene Ontology annotation, biological process: spermatogenesis. The transcript has 16 exons. The coding region runs from base 316 to 3585 and encodes 1089 amino acids. Lineage: Eukaryota; Metazoa; Arthropoda; Insecta; Coleoptera; Buprestidae. The record is from RefSeq and is a predicted model, not a curated record.
AUAAUCAUGUUACCAUUGUAAGUUUCUGAGCACAUACAGUCGGUCAAGUCAAAUCGAAAAAUCAGUGUCAAAUGCAGUUGAAUGCAAGUAACUGUCAGGAGUAAGCUGCACUUAUUGGAGAAAGUUUUGAUAGUUUACUGUAGCGACAGAAAGUGUGUCAACUAAUAGCGGCGAAAUAAUUGUGUAUAUUAAUAAGAAAGGGUGAUAAAGAACAUAUUUGUUUCACAGGAACAGUUAAAAUGUCCAAUUCAGUUUCUAUUAGCAAGUGAAUGUGUAGAGAUAAAAAACAGCUGAUAAAUGUUUUAGUUUUCUAAAAUGGAUCCUGAUAAACUUCGUAGCAAUGUCAUAUCAAAUUUAAGGGCGUGUUUAAUACUGGUAAAAGGGAAAUGUGAUUUAAGGCAACUUAAGGCUGAUUAUCAUUCUAUAACGGGGGAAAACAUCCCAUACAAUAAACUAGGAUUUAGAAGUGUAGAAGAAUUUUUAUCGUCAGUUCCCUCAAUUUUUAUUACUCAAUCGGCAAACGGGAUAACGGUUGAAGCGAAAGAAGACGAGAAGACGUUACACAUAGCAAAUCUGAUUGAAAAGCAAAAAAACAGUAAAAAAAAGACGAGACUUAUGCCUGCUAAACAGCCAAACUACUUGUCGAAUUCUAAAAAUAAGUCUGUAGUUUCAAAUUGGAAACCUAAAGUAUUAAAUCAAAAAUGGAAAAACAACCUUAAAACACCUCCACGACAAACAGUUGUAACGCACAAUCAAUUUGUUACACAUCCAAAACAUCAAAAGAGUGAUUUGCCACCCAGACUGGCGAGGCAACGAAAACAAACCGAAACGUUCAUCAUCUCUGAAAAAAAUAAAGAAAAUAAAAAUGAUACGAACAAAUCACGAGAUUAUGAUGUUUCGAAGGGUGAUGCCGUGCUGGCGGCGGCUAAAAGGAGAAUUGUUAAAAACAUGAGCAGUCCCGAUAUGGAUGGAUUUUGCGAAAUCUUAACUUACGACGAUAAACUAAACAACAUUAAAGGUGACUUAGCGCCCCCAUUCAAUAUUAAUACAGGUAAUGUUGUGUCGAGUAAUAAAUUGUUUGAACAAAAUACGUCCGCAACUGGGGGUUUUGCUACAAAAAACCGGAACGAAGAUAAGGAAAAUGGUAGUUUUAAAUCAUCCGGAGACCAUGUGACUGAUUUACGAGAUUUUGCGAGAAAACACAAUUUGGAAGAACCAGUUUUUAAAAUUAUAUCGAGAAAACCAAAACCUAGAACGUCAAAUUUAUAUGAUUGUCAAGUGAAGAUAGCAGAACAGUCAUUCUCUAGUUAUCCUGUAGAUUUUGUUGAUUCGAAUGCCGCGCAACAAUAUGCCGCUAAACUUGCUUUAGACGAAAUCGUCCCGAAAUUUCGCCAUCCAAAAUCUCUGCUUUUAUCAAACGAACAAGACGUUCUAGAAAAAGUACCUCCGAUUGUUAUGAAACAUUACCACGGAAUUUGGAAUUGGCAAUUGGAAGCUGAUUAUAAAGAUAUGUUUCACGAACAAUUACCAAUUAACUGGAUGGAAAUAAUCGAUGUUUUACCGUAUAUUUCGGUGGUGCCUUGUUUAGACAAUAAAUUCGUACUUCGUUAUUGUAAUCCAGAAGAUAUUUUUCAGAAAGGUGUUAAUCACAUGACCGCGGUGUCCAUGAUUUCUGUUCCCUCUAGUUUCGUUAAAUUCGACGACGACGGCAUGCUCAUGGCCGAUGUCACUUGUGUCGUUAGCGCCUCGGAAGUUUGGUGCAGACAAGUCGAUACGGACGAGGCAGAGGAAUUUGCUAAAAUGAUAGCGAGAUUCGAUGAUUUCUAUAAUUCAUCCACAAACGUAUCCAAACCGAAUGCAAUAAGUAUUGGCGGUUUUUACGUUGCCCUUUUCGAUAAGAACUGCUGGGUACGUGUAAGAGUACUAGAUUUGUAUGACGAAGAAGUGAACUGUUUCUUCAUCGACUACGGUGACGAGUGUUUAAUUCCCAAGUCAAAUAUUUUUCAAUUGGAAAGAGAAUUUGCCAAGGAACAAGCUCAGGCGUUCCUGUGUAAGCUAGCCGGGCUGGAACCGCUCGAAGAAGCGUCACUUCAUUCUGAAAGUCUUCAAAAUUUGGUAGGGCUUCGGGUAAACGUUCAAUCGGUUGCAAACACUGACGAAGUAACUGAAGCAGUCAAUCCGGCUAUUUCCGUUAUUAUGUAUGACCUAUCUUCCGGUGCAGUGGUCAAUGAACAACUUAUUACUUCAAUUACAAUGGAAUCUGCAUCGCCAACGUUACAGAAGGACGUUCCUACGGAAGUUUACGUUUCAUACGUGGCGAAGAAUGGAGACAUUUAUGUCCAAGUGCAUUCCAAAGGAUUCCACGAACUGCUGAAUAUGCUGGCGAAUUUCAUGAGCGAACUCUCCGAUAAUAAAGUACCUCUUUCAUCUAGAAAAGUUCCCACUCCACAGAGUAGCGCGGACAAGCUAUUUCUAAUACUCUAUAAGAAACAAAGGCUUUGGCAGAGAGCGAAAAUUAUCGAUUGGGCUCCUAAUUUAAAAUUUGCCCAAGUGUAUUUUGUCGAUAUCGGUGAUACGGAAGUAAUUACCGUUUCCGACGAGAUCAUCUAUUCCAUUGAGGAGAUCAACGAUAUCCUCAAUAGAUUUCCAGAACAGGCGAUUAAAGUUCGAAUGGUAUUCGAAAAGUUGACCUCCGACGAAAUUGAAAAAUUAGCCGAUUUUGUCGAAAAAACCGAAAGACUUCUGCCUCUCUGUCAACCUGUACUGCUAAAGAUUCAUAGUCAGACAAAAGGCGAAACACCGCUGGUCGAAUUUUUCAAGAGAUCAGAGACAAAUGUUCUCUUUCCUGUCAAUAAAUCCUUAGAAAUGAGCAUCGAUUCGCAGAAUAAAAAGAAAAAGUUGGAAAAACUCAUCUCGUUAAAUCAGUUCGAGUACUUAUCACUUAACAAAAAUGUCCCUUCAAGCGGUUCCCUGAAAUGCCCACCUUUACCCGAAAUUGGAAACUAUUUCGACGUUAAAGUGCCGUGUGCUGUAAAUCCAUGGAAUUUCUUUGUCCAACCGUACGAUUCUCGAGAAAAACUAAACAAAUUAAUGUUCGAUCUACAAGACAGAUACGCCGAUCAGCAAUUUUCCACAUUGUGUAUUGAAAAUGUCUAUCCCGGUGGAAUCUACGCUUCAAAGCAUGACGAUGGCCUUUGGUACAGAACGAGUGUGAUCAAAGUGAUUCAUUCCGGAUCGAUAUCGGUUUUCUAUUGCGACUUCGGAUAUUACGGUAACCUUACCUUGGAUCAGUUGGUUCCGCUACACGAAGAGUUUUUAGAGUUACCGUAUCAAGCUAUUAAGGCAAAAUUAGCCGGAAUCAAACCCAAAUACGACAAGUGGACUACGGACGACUGUACCUACUUUGAAAGGUUAGUUUGCAGAAAAAAUUUGGUAUCGAUCCUAGUUUCAAUCGACAGAGAUGAGCUGUAUAGAUAUGACAACGUUGUCACUUUGAAAUUAAUCGAUACGGCGACAGACGAAGAUGUUUAUAUUGAUAGAGAAUUGGUAGAAAAGGGAAUUGCCGUUGACGCGACAAUAGUGUAACAAAAACAACAACAAGGCAAUAAAAGAAAAGGCUGUUGGUAGUUAAUACCCGUGAAUUUUUUGUUAUAAUAGUUUAUAAGUAUAGUUAAAACUCUCAUUCCACACGUUAACGUUAUAUAAGACUUCUUAUAAGAAUCGCAUGUUUUAUUUAAAAAAUUUUUUUUUUUUAAUAAUGCCUGAACUGAACAUUUGCUAUUAGGUACGCAGUAUUACUUUGUUUUCAAUUGUUUGUCUAAUGAAAGCUUUGCUCAGAAGGUUUAAAAAACAACCAAAGAAUAAUUCAUUGUGUUUUUUGAGCGUAUAGGUUUAUAAUAUUAUGUACUUCCUUCCGUUAAGAUAUUUAUUCAGUUAUUGUAAGGAACAUUCCUUUCGCUUUAUUACUUUUAUUAUUAAACGUUCUUUAAUUCA